Messenger RNA from Caenorhabditis elegans, 1446 nucleotides. RefSeq lists its product as uncharacterized. Bases 5 to 655 code for a protein of 216 amino acids. The record is from RefSeq and is marked reviewed. The transcript has 3 exons. NCBI's taxonomy places the organism in Eukaryota, Metazoa, Nematoda, Chromadorea, Rhabditida, Rhabditidae.
ACAGAUGACUCCAUCAAUCACAAAAUCUAUUCAAUCUUCUAUAGAGAAGUUCCAUGCUUCACCAACUCCAAUCAAAAAACGACGAAUUUUGAUUGCAUCACCACUUAUUGCUUGCCCACAAGCGGGUCUCGUCUCAACUUCUUCUCUCAGAUCUUCUGUAUUUACCCCUCCUUACGGAUUCCGACCAAGUCGACAUCGAGUCCAAGAGCUUCGUCAAGUGAACUUACAGAACCUCAAAAGAAAAACUCACGUCGAGGACAUGGAAGAGAUCAACCGUUUGUUACCGAUUGAUAUUUUGUUACGUGCAAUCUACGAACAAGCAGAAAAUUUGGAAAGACCGCCAACACCAAUGCCAAUUCGAUUGAAGACGUCACCACAGAUUCGUCGCCUCAAACUUCGGAAAGCAUCGAAGAAACAACGGAAAAUGGCUUUGCUUGAACAAACACGAAACAUCGGGAAGAUGAAAAAACCAGAGCGUGGACAACUGAUUCCUCCAGUAAUCAAACCCCCUGCUGUUCCAAUUUUGGAAUUGAUUUUUUCAAAGGCAGGGAUUCUCGAAGCAGUAACAAGAACAGUUGCUGCAAUGUUGUAUAUGCAACUUAUAGAUUCUCCGAACGAAAAUUUGGAAUCACGACGAUCUAUUCUUUAUCGCUAAUUUUUCAGGGAGGAAGGCAGCAAAUGGAUUGAAAUCUUCCUUCCUGGAGUAGAUGACAACAAUCCAAAUGUUUCGCCAUUUUUCAAAAUCUUUGACAACACUGAUGAAGGAAUCCCCGAAGAGCUUUUGUGUGAAAAAAACACCGAGUCUGCACUUAGAAUUUAUCAAUCUCGUGUUCUUAUUAAACGAUUUUUGAUCAGAGAAGAUAUUGAACCGGAGGAAAAAAGCCUACUUGGACAGAUUUUGGGAGUGACAGAUGAAGAGAUAAACUUCUUCUUUCUGAAACUUCAACUUGGAAGGACAGUUGGUGGAAAAUCAAAAGAAGAACUGCAAUUGCUAGUUUUAGAAAAUUUCAAUGACGCUGUAAAAAAGAGCGAGAAGAACGGUGAAGAUUUCGAGAAUCCAAACGGAUUCUAUGAGGAAUUCUUUAUGCCAAUUCUGGAUGAACUAUUCAAUGACUAAUCUACAUUUUUUGAAAUCCGACUCUAGGGGUUUAAUUGAUUAGUUGAAUAGCACCAGUUCAAACGUUAAUUCAUUUGUUUUUCUACACCUGUAUCCUUUUUCUAUUUAAAAAAAAUCUCUAUUCCAAUAAUUUACAUAAUUGAAUUCACAAUCCACGGUCCCAUUUUGCAAUAUUUCACGUGUCACCUUUAAUAAUUUUCUCAGCCCGAGAUCUUAUCUUUUGCAUCGUGUAUUUUUGUUUCCACGUUUCAAUGCCCAUUUUGUCCCGAUUUCCCAAAAUAAUUCAUUCCCAGUUUGCCGAAAAGAAAUUCAUAAAGAAAUUCAAUCAA